UUUCAGCUAUCAGGCUAUGUCACUUCCGGGAUGUAUCGGCGAGCAAAAUGACAGCUGGUUUAUUUUUAAUAACAAGGAAAAAUCUAAGUAGACAUCAAAGUGUCAUGUGGUGAGCGGUCCUCUCUGUCCUGGUCUGCCUUGAGCAACUGACCAAAAAGGGACCAGCAAUUCUUCUGCAGACAUCUUCCAGACACAGCACUGGAGCCAUCAUUACAAACGCAACAAGACAGUGAGCUGUGAUACUGGUCAAGUCAAAGGAAAGGUCUCUUCAGGUGAGCGGGGGCUGUUCAGCAGGACCAAGCCAUGGAGCCUCCACAGGACGUGUUUGGCCGUACCUUUGUCGAGGUCAUGAGUGAAAAGUACAGCCCAGAGAACUUUCCUGUCCGCAGAGGGCCCGGUAUAGGAGUGGUGGUGGUGCCCAUCACAUGUCCUCAAGGCUCCCCUAUGAAAGACCGUCUGAACCUGCCCAGCAUUCUGGUGCUGACCGGCUGUGGGAUCAACAGGGCCGGAGACCAGGCUGAGAUCGCUGCUUUCUGCGCACAUGUCAUAGAGCUGGACCUGUCUCACAACAAGCUGCAGGACUGGCAAGAGAUCAGUAAAAUCGUGUCUAACAUCCCCAACCUGGAGUUCCUGAACCUGAGCUCGAACCCCCUGGGAGGAGUGACCCUGGAGCCGCGAUGGGCUGAAUGCUUCUCCCGGGUCAGACGCCUCGUCUUCAACAACACCCAGGUGUCCUGGGACACCCUGCUGCUGCUCACCAGGGAGACAACUGAGCUGGAGGAGUUGUUCCUGUGCCUUAAUGAGUACAGUAGUGUGAGUGCCUCCAGUAUGGCCUGCCCCAGCCUGCGCCUCCUUCACAUCACCGACAACAGCCUCAAGGACUGGGCCGAGGUCCGCAAGUUUGGCUCCAUGUUCCCCAGUCUGGACACGCUCAUAAUGGCAAACAACAACUUGGCCUCCAUUGAAGACAGCACGGAUAUCCUGCUGAGGCUCUUCCCCAAACUACGCAGCAUCAACCUGAACAACUCAGGACUUAACCGAUGGGAGGACAUUGAGAAGCUCAACUUCUUCCCCAGGCUGGAGGAGGUGCGGCUGCAGGGCAUUCCCUUACUGCAGACCUACACCAACACAGAGCAGCGCAGCCUCAUGGUAGCACAGCUUCCUUCAAUAUCACUGCUUAAUGGCAGUGUUGUGACUGACAGUGAGAGAGAAGACGCAGAGAGAUUCUUCAUCCGAUACCACCUAGACUACCCUGAGGAGCAGCUGCCUUACAGAUACCAUUCCCUAGUAACCAAGUAUGGGAAGCUAGAACCUCUCGCUGAGAUCGACCUUCGACCUCGCUGCCGUGCCGAGGUGGAAGUUCACUGUGAGGAAAAAGUGGAACAGCUGAGCAUCCGUUUGGACCAGACAGUAGCUGAGCUGAAGAAGCAGCUGACAACAGUGGUCCAGCUGUCCACCAGCAGCAUGAGGAUCUACUACAUCGACAAGUGCAGCGCCUUCGGUCCGGAGGAAAUGAAGUACAAAACCCGGGCUCUGCACUCCUACAGCAUUCAGGACGGUGAUGAGAUACUGGUGGUGCCGAAGACCAAGUUAAAAGCUGGUGUCCAACUGCCGAAAUAGGGUGAUGAUUGAUUAAUUUGAGUAUGCGUUAACUGGAAUCACGAAAUAAAUGGAAAGCGCAUAUGGAA
Gymnodraco acuticeps is the source of this 1688-nucleotide messenger RNA. RefSeq names its product tubulin-specific chaperone cofactor E-like protein. The record is from RefSeq and is a predicted model, not a curated record. Gene Ontology annotation, molecular function: alpha-tubulin binding. Gene Ontology annotation, biological process: protein folding. Bases 304 to 1620 code for a protein of 438 amino acids. The transcript has 11 exons. NCBI's taxonomy places the organism in Eukaryota, Metazoa, Chordata, Actinopteri, Perciformes, Bathydraconidae.